Cyclopterus lumpus (lumpfish) is the source of this 1302-nucleotide messenger RNA. It is a transcript of the gene chst14, whose product is annotated as carbohydrate (N-acetylgalactosamine 4-0) sulfotransferase 14. The record is from RefSeq and is a predicted model, not a curated record. Gene Ontology annotation, molecular function: sulfotransferase activity. Gene Ontology annotation, cellular component: membrane. Gene Ontology annotation, biological process: dermatan sulfate proteoglycan metabolic process; carbohydrate biosynthetic process. Lineage: Eukaryota; Metazoa; Chordata; Actinopteri; Perciformes; Cyclopteridae.
CUCCUGAAGUUAAGUAUGGGUACGUGGUAGGCAACCAACUGUUGCCCCUCGCGCGCAGAGCCAUAUAGUAUAGUAUAGUUAUAUAUAUAUAUAUAUAUACACAUAUAUAUUAUAUACACAUAUACAACUAAUACGAUGCUUCCCCGCCGGCCGGACUGCGGGGGGACGCGGACCGGAGGAGCGUCGCGCGGCGGCGGCUCGGUGGUCAACUUCAGGACGGCGGGGACCGACUCGGGCUCCGGGCGCCGCGGCUCCGCGGUGCUGCCGUCGGUGCUGACGUUCCUCGUGAUCGUGGCGUCCGGAGGCCUGCUGCUCAUGAUCGAGAAGGGCAUGCUGAGCGGCGUGGAGACGCCGGCACCCCGGGGGGACGGCCAGCGGCCCGGGGAGAAGAAGCUCGGCCCGGCUGGUGUGGACGUGGACUCGCAGAUCCUCCAGGAGAUCCGCAACCGGACCAUCCGGACCGUGUGCAGCCAGAAGAACAUGCCCCACAGCGUCUGGGACCUGAGCCCGCUGCAGAGGAAGACGCUGCUGCAGCACGUCCUGGUGAACGACCGGUACCGCUUCCUCUACUGCUACGUGCCCAAGGUGGCCUGCUCCAACUGGAAGCGGGUGCUGAAGGUCCUGAACGGCGCCCUGGAGAGCGUGGACGUCAGCAUCAAGAUGGACCACCGCAACGACCUGCAGUUCCUGUCCUCCCUGAAGCCCGAGGAGAUCCGCCACCGCCUCAAGCACUACUUCAAGUUCAUGUUCGUGCGCGAGCCCAUGGAGCGCCUGCUCUCCGCCUACAGGAACAAGUUCGGGGAGAUCGAGUCCUACCAGAAGAAGUACGGCGUGGAGAUCGUGACGCGCUACAGGAAAGGCCCGCGCCAAGGACGCCGCCGCCGCCGCCCGGCCCGCGUGAAGGGCGACGACGUGACCUUCGCCGAGUUCGUCCGGUACCUGCUGGACGAGGACGCCGAGCGCAUGAACGAGCACUGGAUGCCGGUGUACAACCUGUGCCAGCCGUGCGCCGUGUCCUACGACUUCAUCGGCUCCUACGAGCGGCUGGAGGACGACUCGGAGUUCGUGCUGCGGCGCGUCGGGGCGCCGGCCGCCGUCCGCUUCCCGGAGAGGCAGACGUGGUACAAGCCGGUGACGGCGGAGACGCUGCACUACUACCUGUGCGGCCUGCCGCAGAAGCUGCUGAGGGAACUCCUGCCCAAGUACAUCCUGGACUUCUCCCUCUUCGCCUACGCGCUCCCCAACACCACCGCCCAACACUGCCGGCAUUAAAACGUGCCCAGAAUCGUCGUUUUAAAAAAA